AUGUUCAGCAAAGUAUUGGUUGCUAACCGGGGCGAGAUAGCCGCCCGCAUCAUUCGUACCUGCCAGCGCAUGGGCGUCGCAACCGUCGCCGUGUAUUCCGAGGCCGACCGGGGAACCAUGCACACCCGCAUGGCCGACGAGUCAGUUUGCAUCGGCGGCGCGGCAGCCACCGAUUCCUACCUGAACAUCGACGCCGUGCUGGCGGCCUGCCGGGACACCGGCGCUGAGGCCAUCCAUCCGGGAUACGGGUUCCUUUCGGAAAACUCCGAGCUCGCCCGCCGGUGCAAAUCCAAUGGCAUCGUCUUCAUCGGCCCCGGCGAAGAGGUGCUCAACCAGAUGGGCGACAAACUCUCCGCCCGCCGCGUCGCCCGCAAGUCCCGGCUUGCCGGUGAUGCCCGGCACCGAAGAACCCGUCAAAGACGAUGA
Geodia barretti is the source of this 426-nucleotide messenger RNA. The record is from the annotation of a GenBank genome assembly. Lineage: Eukaryota; Metazoa; Porifera; Demospongiae; Tetractinellida; Geodiidae.